UCACCCCCCCCCCCCCCCCCCCCCAAACACCCACUCUUUCUCCCUCUCUCUCUCUCUCUUCUAUCUGCUGGCCAUCUCGGCGCCUUUUCUCCGGCUCUGGCCUUGCAAAAGCGCUCAAGGCCCUCUCUGGGAACCGCGGCGCGGUGAUCCGAUGGCGCCCCAGGGCGGGGGCAGGUGAGAUAGGCGGAGCCCUGCCGGGGCGGACACGGAGGAAGGUGGCGUCCGCGCGAAUCGGCCGCCCGGGCCCUGUCCUCCCCAUCCACCCCCGGCUCGCCGGCGCCAGGGGAACAGAGGACGUAUGAGUCCCUUCGCGCCCCUAGAGCUGUCGGCGCCGCCGCCGCCCCAGAGACCCUGGGCCAGAAGGCCUCACAGGGGCGGGGCGGGGGGCGGCGACCCGGAGCCGCCUAGCUCCUGGCCCCCGGCGCCGACCCCUCGGUCUCCAGGCUCCGUCGCGCCCAAAGCCCCAGGUCCCUGCAGGCGAUGCAGACGCGCGGAGGACAGCGCGGAUCGGAAAGAGGGCGCCAAAGGCGACGCGCCGGCCGGCAACUCCAGUGCCAAGCCCAGUGAGUCUGCAAGAACCGGUCGCUUCACCGGGCGCGGGACGCAGAGCUGUGCGAGGAUCUCGUUCAGCGGGAACUCAACGCCAGGGCGCCGCCUAGAGGUCGGCCGCAGCCUCAGCCUCACCCGCCUGCAACCAGAGCCGCUUCCCCAGCGGAGGCCAGAAAAUGGGCGGGGGAUAUCCAGCCUGGGUCUCAGGCGCGGUUUGUGGCACCUCUAACUUAUCUGAGACUCCCUCCACCCUCAAUAAUGAACCCUAGGAAGUAAGACGAGCCAGGAAGGUAGAAACAUUUAUUCUCGAGACUCACUAAACGAAGGGGGUGUCAUUGUUACCCUCUUUGAGGA
Manis javanica (Malayan pangolin) is the source of this 903-nucleotide messenger RNA. NCBI's taxonomy places the organism in Eukaryota, Metazoa, Chordata, Mammalia, Pholidota, Manidae. The record is from RefSeq and is a predicted model, not a curated record.